Messenger RNA from Hymenoscyphus albidus, 1823 nucleotides. The record is from the annotation of a GenBank genome assembly. Lineage: Eukaryota; Fungi; Ascomycota; Leotiomycetes; Helotiales; Helotiaceae.
AUGCGGUACCAGAAUUGGGAUGUUCUUCUUUUUCCCGAGCAAUCCAAGAUUCCGCAGCAGGAGUUCAAAACCGCAUGUCAAGUUAUUCAGGAUCAUGGUAUGGAUGGGGCCUAUGGGCUUGUCUUCUCAUGCUUUUCUUCCUGCUGAUGCCAGUCUCAGACGCCCAAACUUUGCAGACCAACCCCUCCUUGCUACCCACCGUCACCUCCUUCAUCCCCGCCUUGCCGCCUGGUGCACACUUUCGGGUCUCCAUACACUCUUGGGAGAAUCCUGAAAUAAGCCGCUUUAUUCAGAGCAUCAAGAAAUCAACGGACAAAAUCAUGUUUGAGGCUCGAGUUUUUUUAGAUGGACGGAUUGCCGGGUAUUGUUUACAUGUCCAUCUUAUAUCGGCCUAGCCAUGCUGAUGUCGGUUGGUGGUAGUUCGAAAUGGUUUAGUCAAGAUGGACCAUGGCCAACCAUUCUUGAGCUUAGUAUUGGUAUGGACACUUCUGUCGAAUCUCAGGGUAGGAUCUAAUCAAUACUCGUCUCUCACAGACCUCGACAAGCAUGGCGAAUACGAAAAGCUCAAAUUUCCGGCUUUCCAUCAGGAAUUGUUAUCACAAAGCUAUUGGAAUGCCUGCGAUGAUUAUGGCCGUGUAAAAAUCAUUAUUGCCGAGGGGUUCACACGGGACAACAUGACAUAUCCUUUUGAGCGUGUCAAAAACCUCGUAUCUUUCUCCUUCCAACAUGCUCCACUUGGCAAGCUCUCCCCCUUACAAGCCUGAUUCCAACUCCUAUUGACUCUUUUCUGCAGAUGUACUUGAGACUUCUGCAAUCGCAUGGCCAAACGCCGCUAUGUGGAGACAAGUACCUGUUGUCGGGCCUUAUUAUGCACCACACUUCGCGUCGCAGCAAGCUGAGGAAGAUACUGAAGCUCAUAGCCACUCUCCUCGUCGUGCGAUCAUGGCAGCCAGGCCUCCUUUGGCAACUUGCAAUAUGGAAUCCUUGUACAAUCAACCAGUAUACCUACGACCAUCCAUGCUUGAUCCCUUUACGGAACCCUCUUUUAGUGGAUGGCGUCAGUCGUCAGUCCGUCAGUCAUCAGCAACAGAUGUAUCAAUGCCCGAUUAUACCAAACCCAAUACCCGCACAGGUAGUGUUCGACAUUUUACGGACCCAAUGUCAGUUUCCGAUAAACCGGAUCGAAGAUUCGAGUCGUUGCAGAUGCCAGGAGCCUACGAAACCAUAUGUGAGGCCUUGAUGCCUCGGGUUCCAGUAAACACGCCCCAGAAUGGAGAACCAACCCCAGGUAGAAUAGAGACGGUUGCCCCCUCGGUGACUCAAACGCCUUUGACAUCUGGAGCAAUACAUCAUCCAUUAGUCAAGAAGCCCAAUGCGACAAUGAGUAAGUUGGCGGAAAUACCAUUUCAUGGUCAGGCUAACCAGCAGCUACAGGCAAGGCAGAUAGUGAGGCCAUAACAGCCACCUUGUUGACCAACGCAGACUCCAGCUUGAGUGGUAUUAAAGGCAGAAAGGAGAAGAUGCAAGAAUCCCCUCGUGGUGUGGAGCAGCCUAUUAUAGGUAAUGAAAACGCAGCUGGCGCAGCGAGAAAAGUUAGUCAGCCAUUUUCAAUUGCCAAUCACGGUACCAAUAAACGACAACGAGUUGUUACUCCAGCAGCCUCCAAGGUGAUUGACGAUGAGGACGAACCAAGAAGCUCUCCCGCGUUCAGGAAAACCUCUGGAAUAAGCAGCAAAUCUGAGCCACCGCCACCACCACCUCACAGAGAGCCUCAUAGGGAGGGUGACGUACGAAUCCUUAGCGGAAAUCAGAAUAUUCGCUAA